Molecule: messenger RNA, 2784 nt
Organism: Protopterus annectens (West African lungfish)
Lineage: Eukaryota; Metazoa; Chordata; Ceratodontiformes; Protopteridae
Gene: PLK1
Product: polo like kinase 1
Exons: 14
Coding region: 362-2173 (603 amino acids)
Biological process (GO): mitotic cell cycle; regulation of cytokinesis; protein phosphorylation
Cellular component (GO): centrosome; nucleus; cytoplasm
Molecular function (GO): ATP binding; protein binding; protein serine/threonine kinase activity
Source: RefSeq, a predicted model, not a curated record
AUAAGCAGCGUGCGUCACUGUCGUAACGAACAAGGCACAGUGUUUGAAAUCGUUGCAGCCCGAAAAGGCACUUUUUUGUACAGUUCUGACUGGUGUGGAAUUGCAGGAGUUUGUGGAUACAUUAUUAGCAGCGAGGCAUCUGUCAUAGUGGGAGACUUUGUUAAGCAGCUGAAUUUUUUUUUAUUUGGGGUUUUUCUUUUUUAUCCAAACUGUCAAGCGUGACUAGGAAGUUGAGAGUACCUGAACUGGAUGCGUUACAGACUGCAAGCAAGGACUUCACCUUAUUUGCAGUAAUAUUGGACCUCGAACAGUAGUGUGGACUCUUGCAUCGAUCCUGCCUUACAUUGACUGUUUUAACGCUAUGGCUACCGUGACAGGAAAACCAAUAGUCAAACAGUCUGGUGGCGCCUGUGCUGCCCCCGCUGCAGCAGCCGCUGACCCCAGCAAGUUGGCCGUUGUGAAGGAGAUCCCUGAUGUGCUGGUAGAUCCCCGCACCAAGAAGAGAUAUUUGAGAGGACGCUUUCUGGGUAAAGGUGGCUUCGCCAAAUGCUACGAGAUCACUGACAUGGACACGAAGGAAAUAUUUGCAGGCAAGAUUGUGCCCAAAUCACUGCUGCUGAAGCCUCACCAAAAAGAAAAGAUGUCCAUGGAGAUCUCUAUCCAUAAGAGCCUAAACCAUCCGCACGUAGUGGGCUUCCACGGUUUUUUUGAGGACAGUGAUUUUGUGUUCGUUGUGCUCGAACUGUGCCGCAGACGGUCUUUAUUGGAGUUGCACAAGAGGCGAAAAGCAGUCACCGAUGCUGAAGCUCGUUACUUCCUGCGGCAGACUAUUCUUGGCUGUCAGUACCUGCACAGUAACAGAGUUAUCCACAGAGACCUGAAGCUGGGAAAUCUGUUUCUUAAUGAUGAUAUGGACAUCAAAAUAGGUACUUGGGGCUGGACAAGCAUGGAUUUUGAUGGAGAACGAAAGUCCACUUUCUGUGGGUAUCCCAACAGCCUAGCUCCUUCUCAAAGGGGUAAACAAGGACACACACUCUUCUACAACAACUGGUGUUUGUGGUGUCUAGUGUACACACUGCUGGUGGGGAAACCUCCCUUUGAAACAUCUUGCCUCAAGGAGACCUACAUGAGAAUCAAGAAGAAUGAAUAUAGUGUACCUAAGACUGUUGACCCUGUAGCAACUGCACUUAUUCAGAAGAUGUUACGGUCAGAUCCUACCACUCGACCUACAAUCGAAGAACUGCUGAACGAUGAGUUUUUCACAGGAGGCUACAUACCUUGCAGACUGCCUACCAGUUGUCUCACUAUCCCACCUAGGUUUUCCAUUGCACCUAAUGGAUUUGAAACUGCUAGUGUGAGGAAACCUCUUGCUGCAUUAAAUAAAGCACCUGGAAGCCCAUCAUCAGGUGAUAAGGUAUUUGGGAAACAAGAGGAUGACGCAGCAUUAAAGGAAGCACGGGAGGCUGAUGACUGCUACCUGUCUGAUCUGUUGGAGCAGCUGCUCAGUAUUCUGUCAGCCAAGCCAUCUGAGAGACCUGUUAUUAGGCAAGAAGAAGCAGAGGAUCCUGCCUGCAUUCCAAUAUUCUGGGUCAGUAAAUGGGUGGAUUACUCUGACAAAUACGGUUUGGGUUACCAGCUCUGUGACAACAGUGUAGGUGUCCUUUUCAAUGACUCCACUCGUCUUAUUAUGUAUGCUGAUGGGGACAGUCUUCAAUAUAUUGAAAGAAACAAUUCUGAAUCCUAUUUCUCUGUUCGAAUUUACCCUCCUACCCUGAACAAAAAGAUAACCCUGCUGAAAUAUUUCCGAAAUUACAUGAGUGAACAUCUCCUGAAAGCUGGGGCAAAUAUCACUCCACGAGAGGGAGAUGAAUUGGCACGCUUACCCUACCUGCGGACUUGGUUCAGGACUAGAAGUGCAAUAGUGUUGCAUUUAAGCAAUGGAACUGUACAAAUAAACUUUUUCCAGGACCAUACAAAAAUCAUUCUCUGUCCUCUCAUGGGUGCUGUUACAUACAUCAAUGAGAAGCGAGAAUUCCACACAUUUAAAAUGAGCCUUUUUAAAGACUAUGGCUGCAGCAAAGACCUUGCUAGUAGACUACGUUAUGCCCGUACAAUGGUGGAGAAGCUAAUAAGUUCAAAGUCUGGCUCAGCCCGCAUGAAGCCUUCUGCAUAGUAAUGGAACAGAGCAAUGGCAUAUGUACUUGCCAGAAAAGAACUAUUGAAAGAACACUGCUGAGUCACUAAGAAAAAUUUUAAUUUGAUGCAAAAGGACCCAAAACGUGGUGGAAUAUGUAUGAAAUUUGUAUAUCCAGGAAUCUUUUAAAAGUGCGUAAUUUGGGCCACCUGCAUUCUGUACUUCGAUGAACAGCAAGUAGAAGAAUUUCACAUGAACUCUUCCUAGUUGCAGUCAUUCCUUUGGUCAGGCAUUAAACUUGACCUUUCCUUGUGACGGAUGUUUAAGGUAGAAUGUUGUAAAUUAUCUUAAACAUCAUUCCUGUUUUUUCUACAUUUAAAGGUGUAAAAUAUGUACUAAUGGAGCUGUUAGCAUAAGUAAAACAUCAUGUAAAUUGUAUGUUUCUGUUUAUCCUUUUCACUGGUCUUGUCUGUCAACAAGUCUUUAUAACUGUUUGUCGUUUACUAUGUUUGUGUUCCAUGCUGGUCUUUGGGAACAAUGUUUUAAGUUGAGCCCAUUUACAGAGGAAAAGAGGCUAUUUACAGACCCCAUUUUCUUUUCUAAAUAUUUUUGUGUAAUUUGGGAUUAAAGUACUUAAAAAAAAUGUUUAA